AUGACGAACAAAUCGAAGAAACGGCAUCAUGAUAAAUAUAGGGACCCCUUUGAACUACACAGGCUUCAAUGUGAGUCUAAUAUCAAAAAAAUGAGAAUGGAGAAGCGGUUGAAUGUUUUCAAUGGGAAUGCAAUAAAUUCGGGUACAACUCCGGCCACACUGCAGUUGUCGAAAACAUACAGAAAAAGACUUGUUCUUAGUGAUAAAACCAACACAAAUGGCCUCAAUCAGAAUGCUAAAUAUAGAAAUGAAAAACUGAUGGAUAAACCGAAGGUUACAAUUUCGGGUAUGAGAGACUCAAUUAUUGCAAUGCAUCGAAAAUCUAACACUCAAAAACUAAGCUUCCAGAAGACCUCUGUAAACAAACCUAAUAAAAUUUCUAUAUUUGCCUUGUCCUCAAUUAUAAAGAGUACAAAAUUUACAACGCAUAUGAAGAAUGGUUGCACUAAUCGUCUACUUGAAAUUUCGAGAGAUAUCAUUAUAUAUACCCCGUUCGAAAGCAUUAACAAGAGCAAAGAUAGUAUACUUUCGCAAGCACGUUUAUAUAUAAAGAGCUUUAUUGAAUGGUUCAAAAUUAACAAAUUUGACUACAUUCUUGUUGCUAAGAAUUUGGAGGGUUUGAAAACAAACUCUGAAACUGAAAACCUUCAUGCCAACAUACCAAGGGAGAAAACCUCAGCAUUAACUAAUCAGGAUGUGGGAAUGGUUGGAAAAAUAUCGAAACAAAGGUAUAUUCGACAAGAUCAACGUCAAAAUGCUGCCAAUCCUAAUCCGACUCACAUAGUACAAAAAUACAAAAAAGUCGGCAAAUUUAUGGCCACAGCAAGCGUGAAAGAUAUUUACACUAAGAAAACAUGUGUUGUUUUAUUGCUACGAACAGAUAUCAGGUUUAAAGUGAAUACAAACGAUAUGUUGGUUCUAAUGGAUAAAUCACGUACUACGCAGAUCAUAAAUAAUAAAGAAAUUCCAGUUUAUAUGAAUUGGCAAAUUUAUAAAGAGAAGCCAAUAGAUAUAGAUUUCUUUAGCUAA
This is a messenger RNA of Debaryomyces hansenii CBS767, 1029 nucleotides long. RefSeq lists its product as uncharacterized. The transcript has a single exon. Bases 1 to 1029 code for a protein of 342 amino acids. The record is from RefSeq and is a predicted model, not a curated record. NCBI's taxonomy places the organism in Eukaryota, Fungi, Ascomycota, Pichiomycetes, Serinales, Debaryomycetaceae.